AUGUUUGCUCUUCGUCGAAUCAUCGCCCGCCCUAUGCUGCGCGUAGCGACGCGUCAGAUCCAUGUGACGCCGCGUCGCUUCGCCUCUGCCGAUCAGCCACCCAACAUGCAGCAGCUCGAGUCAAUGAUGAAUGACCCUCAUAUUCGUGAGACCUUCGAGAAGCUGAGCCGUCAUCCUCCGGCCAUUGAGGCCAUGCAGAAGAUGGGAGACAUCAUCAAGAGCAAGGGGCUUGCCACUUCAGGGCCACCGAGUAAGAUGGACAUCAUGAAACUCAUGAUGGAUAAGGAGUUUCGUGAUGCAGCGACAACGUUGACGACUGAAAUGCAAAAUGCUGGUGUUGAGAUCAACCCUGAUGUCUUCAUGAAGAUGAUGCAGGGCGAGAAAUGA
Messenger RNA from Fusarium fujikuroi IMI 58289, 387 nucleotides. RefSeq lists its product as uncharacterized. The transcript has 4 exons. The coding region runs from base 1 to 387 and encodes 128 amino acids. NCBI's taxonomy places the organism in Eukaryota, Fungi, Ascomycota, Sordariomycetes, Hypocreales, Nectriaceae. The record is from RefSeq and is a predicted model, not a curated record.